Haliotis rubra (blacklip abalone) is the source of this 626-nucleotide messenger RNA. RefSeq names its product thyroid peroxidase-like. Bases 75 to 626 code for a protein of 183 amino acids. Lineage: Eukaryota; Metazoa; Mollusca; Gastropoda; Lepetellida; Haliotidae. The transcript has 5 exons. Gene Ontology annotation, molecular function: heme binding; peroxidase activity. The record is from RefSeq and is a predicted model, not a curated record. Gene Ontology annotation, biological process: response to oxidative stress.
CGCUAUAUAAACGUGCGUAUUGCACAGGACUUCAGUGCGGGAGGCAGCUCUUGGUGAAAGAGACAGUGACGAAGAUGUUACUGACAACGCUGUUUUUAGCAGGCAUCAUUGUUGCUGCAGGCGGUUGGAGAACUGUGCACAAGAUGAUACCAGAAAUUGUCGACGCCAUGGAGACCAAUACCGAGGCCGAGAAGACCUUCAACGAAGGCAAUAAAGCUGAAGUCAUCCUCGCGCGAGAAAGGGCGAGACUGAGCGAGAGAAUCGCAAGUAAAUGUGACAGGAAGCUGAAAUACCGGCCGCUAGAUGGCGUGUGCAACAAUAUUAAGAAUCCAAACUGGGGAGCGCCAUUACAAGCAUUCAGGAGAAUCCUUGACCCCAAAUAUGACGAUGAUAAUGGUAGCCCUCGGUUGUUCGGAGGUAACACAGAGCCCCUCCCUAGCGCCCGGGAGGUCAGCGUGGAGUGUUUCAACCUCGACAGUACGAGUACGCAGGACAGGAUGUUCAGUCAGAUGAUGAUGCAGUGGGGUCAGUUCCUGGACCACGACCUCACGGCGACGCCGAAGACUGACGCCAAAAGCUGUUGCAGCGGAAUGGCAUUGAACGGUGUUCACAGCGACUCUCUCUGA